AUAAAUGUGUUUGCUAACAGCAGUUACAAACCGAAGAAGAAUAAAUAUCAACACAACUGCACGUUUUACGUUAAAAUGUUCUAGUGCCAGCUUAAACGUUUACAAUUUACAGUUUGUAAAACGAUGUCUCGUGUUUGUAAGAAAAAGCCUUCUGUGUGCACGGAUGAGCCUCUUAGCAAUGAUGAAAUAUGCCACAGGUUAGCAGUGAUGCUGCACUUGCUGUCAUCUUGUUAUGGCCCACGUGGCAGAUUAAAACAAAUUCACAACAACGUCGGGGGAAAUUUUCACUCCACAUCCACAUCAUCUGUACUGAUCAGAGCUGUCACUUUCUCAGAGCCGCUGCUCAAACUGAUCGCUGCAGCCAUCUCGGAUCACACCGCGAGAUUCAGCGACUGCGGUUUGUUUACAGGAGUCUUUUGCCUUGGCCUCAUUGAAAAUGCCAGGAGGUUGGGACUCAGAUCUGCUGUGGCAACUCGAGUGUAUAAAUACUUGUUAAAUGAAUGCAAUAGAUAUCUCCGUGCAGAUGACUGUGUCUGUAAGGUUCAAGUGGACUUCAGCAGUGUUCGAUCACUCGUCACUUUAGCUCAUACUGUGGUCACUAGCAAACCAGCCUGUAUGCUCGACUCUGAUGAAUCACAGCAUAUUGCCUCUCUGACUGUACAGGCCUUCCUUCAGUCUGUUCCUUCUGCUUCCUCAAACAUCUUUGGAAAAACGCUGGUUGUGACUGUAGAAGGACAGCCUGUGAAAGAUUCUACUGUUUUCCCUGGAUUACUAGUUGAAGUGCCUAUUCUGCAGUCCGUGGAUCUGAACCGUAGUCCAGGUCCCUAUAAAAUUGUGUUAUUUAGCACAUCUCUCUCAGGUGACUGCUCCGAAAUUGGCGAAGCAGCUUUAGAGAUCCAAGUUGGAAUAAAUCCAGAAAUGGUCGUCUUGGAGCAGCUGCUGAAGCUGGGUGAGCACGUGGUUCACAACGGUGUGGAAGUGUUUGCAUGUCAGAAGGUGAUUCACCCAGUGCUGCAGCAGUACUUAAAGGAACGUGGACUGGUGGUCAUCGAGCGGCUCGGACUUGCCCUAAUGGAGCCAAUUGCCCAAAUGACAGGCGCUCAGAUUAUGGCAUCUAUCUGCUCCCCUGUCCCAGCCAAAGCAUAUGGACAGAUCAGGGGACUCCAUCUGCACCGCAUUGGAUCUAAAGAGCAUCUCCAGCUCCUUCCAUCUGGAGAGGCGGCCGUUAAUACGAUGGUGCUCUGUCACAGGAACGAAACGAUGUUAGAGGAGCUCAAGGUGACGUGUCAGAGAGCUGAGCAUGUGCUACGACUGACUCUUAAGGAACCGUAUGCACUAAUUGGAGGAGGCUGUACAGAGACUGUGCUGUCUGCUUACUUAAAAUACACGGUUGAGUAUAAGGUCAGUGAAGCAUCCUCGGCUCUAAAGUGCUCACACACAGAGUUCCUCUUAGCUACAGAGGCGUUCUGCUGCUCUCUGCAGUCUGUGGCUCUCUCUUUAGACCACAAUGACCAGGACUUCCUCAUGGACCUGACUCAUGCUCAUUGCUGGGUUACAGAAAAAGAUGCACACUCACAAACCACAGCCAUGCACCUUUGCAGCUGUGGUCUGGCAAAGGAAAGGGCAGAUCUGGAGAAGAUCUUUUUAAAUAUUCCACUGAACACAGCACAUCUCUACUUCCUGCCAGCACCCAUUAAACCUGAUGUUCAACCCCGACUGUUGGACUCGUUCACUGCAAAACUCAAUGCCUUGAACGUUGCUGCAGAGACAGCUAAUCUGGUGCUGGAUGCAAGGUAUAUUAUUAGGGAUGUGAAUUAACUGAGCAUAUAUUCGUAAAUAAGUUCCUGUAUCUCAACAUUAGAUGGAGACAUUCAUUUUCAUGCUCUGGCCCAUUUUGCUGUUCUGUGAUUCAAAACUAUUUGCAUUUUUAAGAAACUAUAAUAAAACUAUCUUUAUUGUA
This is a messenger RNA of Tachysurus fulvidraco (yellow catfish), 1960 nucleotides long. It is a transcript of the gene mkks, whose product is annotated as MKKS centrosomal shuttling protein. The transcript is spliced from 5 exons. The record is from RefSeq and is a predicted model, not a curated record. Gene Ontology annotation, biological process: developmental process; protein folding; chaperone-mediated protein complex assembly. Gene Ontology annotation, cellular component: kinociliary basal body; nucleus; cytoplasm. Lineage: Eukaryota; Metazoa; Chordata; Actinopteri; Siluriformes; Bagridae. Gene Ontology annotation, molecular function: ATP binding. The coding region runs from base 124 to 1818 and encodes 564 amino acids.